Messenger RNA from Lachancea dasiensis, 969 nucleotides. The record is from the annotation of a GenBank genome assembly. Lineage: Eukaryota; Fungi; Ascomycota; Saccharomycetes; Saccharomycetales; Saccharomycetaceae.
AUGAACAUAGAUCAAAUUAUCGAGAUCAUAGUUGUUCCAAUUCUCAGGUUUCCAAUUGUUUUGGUCGCCUUUACGAAAUUUGCUCGCUGGUUCGAUGUCUUGGUUUUUGUCUAUACGGUACUAGUCAAUGCAUUAUGGUGGUUAAACAGGCGAUACAAAACGAGAGGGAGAUGGCAGCACUUAGACCUAAUGGGGCAUGCCACCUGUGUCGUUACUGGUGGCAGCAAAGGAUUGGGGUCUGCAGUGGUGAAUGAACUACUCACGAGGUUUGCAAAUGUGCAGGUGAUUGUGGUGGAUAUCGCUCCGCCCAAAAUAAUCAAUUCCCGCCUUACCUAUUAUCCGUGCGACCUUAGUAAUGAGUCAAGCGUAAAUCGCACUCUAGACUACAUCAAGAAGAACCAUUCAAAAAUCGACGUGCUGAUAAAUAAUGCGGGCAUUCGUUCCAAGUUCCAGAAUUAUUCGGACUUGCAUAAAGAUGACGUGAAUCGAGUGUUUCAGGUCAACGUUUUUACACCUAUGCGUUUUAUUCAGGAGUUAAGCCCAAGAGAUGAUAAUAACCAGCAAUUCUAUACAGUUAACGUGGCCAGCACACUAGGGACAUGUGCCCCGGCGCGCGCAUCGUGCUAUGGUGCAUCAAAAGCAGCUACAAUUGCAUUCCACGAGGCUUGGACUCAGGAAAUAGGCCCUUACAACAAUUUCAGAACCCUGCUAGUGAUGCCGGGGCAAUUAGACACUUCAAUGUUCAGUGGAUUUUCACCUCCUAAGCAAUUUUUGGCUCCCUUAGUAGAUCCAAAAGCACUUGCUCAGCGCAUCGUAGAAUGUUGCAGAACGGGCCAGCGCGGUGAACUCUGCGCUCCGAUGUAUGCCAACUUCAUGGGAUUAGUGCGCGUUCUGCCGUAUGCUAUAAACCAAGCUGCUCGCAAAUUUUCUGGCAUGGACAGUUGUUUGCCCGUGGAGAAAACGCACUAA